AGAAGCGACACGGAGGCAGCCCGUCGUAAUUACGAUAAUGAUGACUAUAGCGAGACCACGAUUGCCGGUUGUCUAUCGAGCCUAUCUCGUCAGACUGACAACCAACUAUAAAACCUCUUCCGUCCGACUCUUUACAGCCUAGUCCCUUUGAAAUGGCACCUUCUCGUCCCGACAUUGAGCUCAUCUUCAACCACCUUGCCAGCGCCCAGUACGAGCAGUUCUUCGAGCACGUUGCCGAAAACGUGCAAUGGACCGUCAUGGGCACGCACCCACUCAGCGGCCUCUACGCCUCACGCACGGCGUUCGUAGACGGGACCAUAAAACGAUUGAAUGCAAUCUUCAAGGAGCCAAUCCAGUUGAAGGUUCGGAAUGUGAUUGGUGGGGAUGAUCAGGAGUGGAGCGUGACGGAGUUGGCGGCGGAUGCGGUUUGUAAGAACGGGAUGGACUUCAAGAAUAGGUAUGCUUGGGUCUGUAGAUGGGAAGGAGACAGCAUUGUCGAGGUUCGAGCAUACCUUGACUCUGAGCUGGUAAAGAGGGCUCUUGAGACAAACGAGAAUUGACGGACUUGGCGUAUCUUACCCGACACGCAGAGACAGUGUGUUUCUGACAAUGCAAUGCAUAUUCAUGGUACUCGUUCAACCUUAUCAUUGUUCCAAAGCCGCCAAUCAAGCCGCUGUGGAGAAACAAUCAGGCCGCCACAAGCAACGAUGUUGACUGAUUACAUCGCCUCUACGUACAUCUACAAGAACAAUUAACCGGCAAUGAUCAGACAGUAGGGAUUAGUUA
Messenger RNA from Pseudovirgaria hyperparasitica, 786 nucleotides. RefSeq lists its product as uncharacterized. The coding region runs from base 153 to 560 and encodes 135 amino acids. NCBI's taxonomy places the organism in Eukaryota, Fungi, Ascomycota, Dothideomycetes, Acrospermales, Acrospermaceae. The transcript has 3 exons. The record is from RefSeq and is a predicted model, not a curated record.